AUGAAGGAAAAUCAGACAGUGGUCACAGAAUUCAUCCUAUUGGGAUUUUGCCUUGGUCCAAGGAUUCUCGUGAUACUUUUUGGACUUUUCUCUCUCUUCUACACCUUCACCUUGCUAGGGAAUGGGGUCAUCUUGGGGCUCAUCUCACUGGACUCCAGACUGCACACCCCCAUGUACUUCUUCCUCUCAAAUCUGGCCAUUGUCGAUAUUGCCUAUGCCUGCAACACAGUGCCCCAGAUGCUGGUGAACCUCCUGAAACCACUCAAGCCCAUCUCCUUUGCGGGCUGCCUAACACAAACCUUUCUCUUCUUGACUUUUGCUCACAUUGAAUGUCUUCUCCUGGUGGUGAUGUCCUAUGAUCGCUAUGUGGCCAUCUGCCACCCACUCCGAUAUUCUGCCAUCAUGAGCUGGAGAAUCUGCAUCACCCUGACUUUGACUUCCUGGGCCUGCAGCUCACUCCUGGCCCUGGUCCAUGUGGUUCUCAUCCUGAGGCUGCCCUUCUGCGGGCCUCAUGAAAUCAACCACUUCUUCUGUGAAAUCCUGUCUGUCCUCAAGCUGGCCUGUGCUGACACAACGCUCAACCAAGUGGUCAUCUUUGCAGCCUGUGUGUUCAUCUUGGUGGGGCCCCUGUGCCUGGUGCUGGUCUCCUACACCUGCAUCCUGGUUGCUAUCCUGAGGAUCCAGUCCAGGGAGGGCCGCACAAAGGCCUUCUCCACGUGCUCCUCCCACCUCUGUGUGGUGGGGCUCUUCUUUGGCAGUGCCAUUGUCAUGUACAUGGCCCCCAGAUCCAGCCACCCUGAGGAGCAGCAGAAGAUCCUUUUCCUGUUUUAUAGUUUUUUCAACCCUAUGCUGAACCCCCUGAUCUACAGCCUGAGGAAUGCAGAGGUCAAGGGUGCCCUGAAGAGAGUGCUACACAAAGAAAGUAAUUCCCGAAUGUUAAUGACUUUUGAAUUGCCAGCCCCAGUCUCCCGGAGUCUUCCUUCCUAAUUACUGCUGACAUCCAGAGAAAGUCACUAUUCUCUUCUGAUCUGUACUUUAAUGACACAAGAAUAAGCCUGCCUCCUUCCUUUGCAAGGAAAAGUUUGGGUGUGUUGCAUUCAUUGGCUUCCUAUGAAAUGUAGUUUAAUCAGAUAAGAUUUUACCCCAAUAUUUCUCAUUGAAUCUGGGAAAUAAAAGUUAUUUAAAUUCAUUUUCAGGGCCCAAAAUCUGAAUGCAGUCCAUCUACUGCCUUAGCCUAGUUAUAUAAACUUACUAACUGCAACUGUCAUAAGAUUUUUAAGAAAAAAGAUAGCUGCAGUCAAAGGAGGCAAUCCACAAAACCCAGAAGCAUCUGUCCAUUCUCACAAAAUUGUCCUUGCCCUGUUAAACGGUAACUCCAAGUUGUUCAGUUAAUUGUGUUGCAUUCUGUUAAGAAAUGUUACAUGACAAUAUUGACUCACAAAGUUAACUCACAGUCUGAGUGGAAAAAAAAAGCAUUGCAGGACAGAAGAGAAGGAAAGAAAAUCAAUAGACUGCAUGGGGACAGUAAACAUCAUCUACCAAUUUGUCAGAUGGCUAGCUGGUAGCUAGUAAAGGGGAGCAAAUGGCAUUCUCUCCCAUUAACAGGCUGGAAAUGAGUACCAAAGAUAAAUAUUUGGGUUAUUUAUGGAUUUUUCAGAAACUUUGAUGGUUACACAUAUGCACAGACUAUAUGUGUUUUUUUUUUCCAGUGCCUCUCCACCAACACUUUUACCUUCGUUGAUGUAGAUAUAUAUCACUUCCCUCAUUAGGAUAUCUUACCCUUGAACUGGGAAAUUUUCCAAAUACACUAAACUCCUAGCUGCCUACUGAGCCAUGAUGGUGGAUAGAUCUUUGCUGAUUCAAUCUGCUUCAUAACCAGUGAGUAGAGAUAAGUCCCCACACAUUUUAGGUGACGUCCCUAAGAUUAGAAUGGACACCUGCAUCCAGAGUCAUUUUCUGUUUCAGUCUAAAGAUGAACAAAAUUUUGUUCAGAAUAACUGUGUUCACUUAGGAGCUGACAAGUAACAACCCAGCUCUUAAUUGCCAUGUGUGGGUGGAGAUACCAAGACAGAGCUAGCUGAAUUUAAAAACAAAAUGAUUUUUUAUAAUAGCUAACUUGAUUAAUCACCUACUCAACUGCAUCUACUAUAUAUUGAUAGCACAUUACAUGUAUCAUUUGAUUCAGUCAUCAAACAAAAUCCUUUAAGAAAAUUCUAUUAUCAGUCUAUUUUUAUAACAUGUGCAUACCAGAAAGUAGCUCACAUUAGACUUGUACUUAAACAAUGGCUCUCAAGUCCCCUACACUUAGCCCCAACAAUGCAUAGUAGUACCCGAGUUGUCAGUGUUAUUAAAUAAAAAACAAGGCUAAUUUACCCCAGGAUAGGAUGUGUUAAGUGAAAGAGUUCUUCUUUACGGCCUAAAAGGUUCUAAGGUGAACUAAUCUGUCUUUAAUUUUUUAUUUUUUAUUUUUAUUUUUUGGACAGGCAGAGUGGACAGUAAGAGAGAGAGAGAGACAGAGAGAAAGGUCUUCCUUUACCGUUGGUUCACCCUCCAAUGGCACUGCGGCCAGUGCACUGUGCUGAUCCAAAGCCAGGAGCCAGGUGCUUCUCCUGGUCUCCCAUGUGGGUGCAGGGCCCAAGGACUUGGGCCAUCCUCCUCUGUGCUCCUGGGCCAGAGCAGAGAGCUGGCCUGGAAGAGGGGCAACCGGGACAGAAUCCGGCACCCCAACUGGGACUAGAACCCAGGGUGCCGGCGCCGCAGGCAGAGGAUUAGCCUAUUGAGCCGCGGUGCCGGCCAGUAAUCUGUCUUACAAGGCCCAGAGGACCAGAAAUUGUAUGAGAUGCUUACGCAGAUUCACGCAAAAGUAAUGGAGUUUAGAGGAACACAGAACAUGUAGAUAAAAAUAAACAUUUUCAUUGAGAUUAUAGACUUAGUUCAGCUGAAACCUGAAAUCAACACACUGCAGUCUGCAGUCACUCCUUUAUCUCUCUUUUUUUGUGCAUAUGUAUUACUGAAACUUACUAACUUUGGGCCAGUCACUAAUCAUUUCACAUGUAUUAUCUGAUUUAAUCAUCCAAACAAUCCUUUGAACCAGAAGAUAAUCAAAGUCUUACUUUACAUAUAUGUGGAAGCUGAGGCACAGAAAAGUUGAUAAUGUACCCCAAAGCUAACAAGUACUCAGACCAGGAUCAAACUAAGGCAUAAUUUCUAACUCUGUAGUCAUAACCAGCAUGUACCAUGGCCACUAUGGAGCAUAUCAGCAGAGACAGCAUGAGAGUGAAACAAAACAAGUGAUUAAGAUGCAGUGAGGGGGGCCGGUGCCAAGGCUCACUUGGUUAAUC
Molecule: messenger RNA, 3341 nt
Organism: Oryctolagus cuniculus (rabbit)
Lineage: Eukaryota; Metazoa; Chordata; Mammalia; Lagomorpha; Leporidae
Source: RefSeq, a predicted model, not a curated record